UGAAGGAGAGAGAGUGGGUGGGGGGGUCCCUCUGCACCCCAGUAGAGCCGCGGGUGUUGCUCCGCCGCAUGCAGUAGUGUUUAGGGGGACCUCUGAGCAGACACACACAGGAGCUCGGAGGUUCUCUGUGUGGGGAAAAUGAGACUGCAUUCUGGAUAAAUGGCGAAGUUCAAGAUGAAAGUCUGCCAUCUUUGGCUGUUUUGUUUUUUUCCCCUGCUUUCACCAAAUGUUUUGUGUUUUAGCGAGUUAUCCUUCAUCACCGAGCCCAGUGAUGUGACCAUUUUACCAAAGGACCCCACCGUCUUGGACUGUCUAGCUCAUGGUCAGCCUCCGGUCACCAUCAAGUGGCUAAAAAACGGCGUUCGCUUAACGGACAGCGAGCACUACCAGUUUUUGCCCAACGGCUCCUUGUACAUACCAAAGAUAAAGCAUACCAAGGAGGAGUCGGAUGAAGGAUUCUACCAGUGCCUCUCCGAGAACAAGUUUGGAGCUAUCCUUAGCCAAAGAUCACGCCUGACUAUCGCAAGUAUUUCAGAGUUUGUGUUGCACCCAUUGCCUAUGGAGGUGACUGAGGGCUCGGUUGCCCGAUUCUCAUGUGUAGUCACCUCCAGACCUCCUGCCACAGUCACCUGGGAGUUCAACCAAAGCACAUUACCUCUUCAGACAGACAGAAUCACUGUUUUGCCCAAUGGAGUUCUUCAGAUCCACAGUGUACAGCUGAAGGAUGCUGGACGGUAUCGAUGUGUCGCAACUAACAUUGGCAGCCGACUGAAGAGUCGAGAGGCAAAGCUGACAGUCAUUCAAGAUGCGGGUGCUGAAAUCCGUAGGAGACCAAGAAUCAUAGCUGGACCUCAAAACUUGACCGUUUCUCUCCACCAAACUGUGGUGCUAGAGUGCUUAGCCACUGGAAACCCCUGGCCCAUUAUCUCUUGGAGCCGUGCUGAUAGUAAACCCAUUGACGUGUAUAAAGCCAAAGUGUUGGGUAAUGGGAACUUGAUUAUUACCGACGUCAACUCCAAGCACAGUGGAGUCUACCUCUGCAGGGCCACCACCCCUGGAACCCGCAAUUACACCAUAGCCGCUGCCAACCUCACAGUUCAAGUGCCACCAUCUAUUGUCGAGAGGCCUGAGAGCCAGACCCGUCCAAGGGCUGGUACUGCCCGCUUCAUGUGCCAAGCAGAAGGAGUGCCCACUCCUCGCAUCAGCUGGCUAAAAAACGGAGAAGCGGUUCACUUAAAUGGACGCAUUAAGAUGUACAACAGUAAAUUGGUGAUUACUCAGAUCAUUCCUGAAGACGACGCCAUCUAUCAGUGCAUGGCGGAGAGUGAACAGGGCUCAGUGCUGUCCUUGGCUCGCCUCAUUGUUGUGAUGUCAGAAGACAGGCCCAGUGCUCCUAGGAACAUCCACGCAGAGACCAUCUCAAGCUCAGCCAUCUUGCUGGCGUGGGAGAGGCCUCUCUACAAGGCUGAAAGAGUCAUAGCCUACUCCAUUCAUUACAUGAAGGCUGAAGGUCUGAACAACGAGGAGUACCAAGUUGUUAUCGGCAACGACACAACCAGUUAUAUCAUCGAUGAGCUUGAGCCGGCUCGAAACUACACCUUCUACAUUGUGGCUUACAUGCCAAUGGGAGCCAGUCGUAUGUCCGAUCAAGUCAGUCAACACACCCUGGAGGAUGUGCCCCUGCGUACACCUGAGCUACGUUUGGUAAGCCACAAUUGGACAGAUAUCCAGGUGAGCUGGCAACAGCUUCCCUCCAAACUGAGCCGCGGGCGGGUGUCAGCAUACAGGCUGUCGUACCGCACAGCUGCCGACAGUGCAGUCAUUUCGAUGGAGCUACCUCAGAACAGCACCGGGUACGUUUUGGAGGGCCUCCAGCCCGACACCAUCUACCUGUUCCGUAUGGCCGCGGCCACCCGUGUGGGCUGGUGUGAGCCUUCAGCGUGGACGUCCCACCGUACACCUAAGACUUCCAGUCGCAAAGUGCCCUCAGCUCCUAUUCUCCAACUUGAGCCGCUUAACUGCACCUCCAUUGUGGCACGCUGGCAAAGCGCCCUAGAGUUUGAGGCUGUCCUAGGCUUCCGCCUGUGUUACAAUGAGGAGAGCCAACCGGAGCAGCCCGUCAUCCAGCUGCAGGCUCAGACCAACACCUACACCAUCAGUGGCCUUGAUCCGAGGAGAAGAUAUCGCGUGAAGAUCCUGGCUUUCAGUCAAGCUGGAGAUGGCUAUGAGACGGACCAAGCCAUCAGUACUCCUGGAUGUGUGUCGGCUAGGGACCAAAUGGCAGCAACACCUCCACCUCCACAUCAUGUGACUGUUUCGGCCAACAAUUCUUCUGAAGUUUCCUUGUGUUGGAAGCGUCCUACUUUCUCCCCAGGGAAGGCUGUCAGCUACACUGUCCGCUACACGGUCGUGGGAACGCACAACGCUUCUACUUUACGCUACUUGCAAACUACCAAAGAGAAUGUGACCGUGCAACAUUUAGAUCCAAAUACCCGCUAUGAGUUUGGGGUGCGUCUCCAUGUGGAUCAGAUGUCAAGUCCUUGGAGCGCCGUUGUUUAUCAUCGCACACUACCAGCAGCGCCCAUGCGACCGCCCACAGGAGUGCGAGUAACUCUGAUUGAGGAAGACACGGCGUUGGUGUCCUGGAAGGAGCUAACAGAGCCAAACGUGAUGAUUACACACUACACCAUCCUUUACGCUUCCCAGAGGUCUUGGAUGUCUGGACACUGGCAAAUAAUUCAAAGAGAGGGAAGUCAUACAAUGGCUCUUCUAGAGAAGCUAGAACCAGGGAACGUCUACAUGGUGAAGAUCUCUGCCUCCAACCAAGUGGGAGAUGGCCCCUUUUCAGAUGUUGUCGAGCUGGCCAUGAAGCGCGGAAAUGCCCAACACAGCAAGAACGCGUGGCACUCGGAUCACUUUCAGCAUACAGUUGCCUUCUCUGAUGGUCUGUACCACAUAGACCAAAGAUCCAUGACUGGGAUCAUUGUUGGAGUGAGCAUCGCCCUGGCCUGUAUUGUAAUGUGUGCCUUGAUCCUCAUCAGUAAAGGCAGACCAAGAAAAUCCCCCAGCAACAAGGCCAUCACUGAGCCUCCUGGUGAGGGUUUGUCUUUGCACCGUGAGCGCCAUGUUGAGAACGCUGAGGCCCUCAUCCCCAUGAUGAGCACUAACUUCACAGACAGCAAGAGUCCUUCAAACAUAGUGAUGAAGAGUGUGGGGCCUGCAAUGAGCAAGAACCAAAGCAAGAGGUGGCUACUCUUCAAUAGAGAUGUCAGCACUCCUAUUGAGAAUGAUGUUGAGGGGAGAGUCAGCUUGUAUGAAGGUGGCAAAACUGUUCUGAGGUAUGUGGAGCACCAAGGGUCUGCGCCCCUGCCGCCAUCGUCCCGGGAGAUCAUUUUUGGACCUUUCCAUGCCGAGAGCUCUCAAGGCAGCGACGGCAGCCAAGAGACGGGAGACUCCGGACACUACUCCAGCGAGGAAAGCAACGAAGAGAUGAGCAAUGCGUCUACCAACCAAAGCUCCAGACCUGAGUCCAUUGGACAGUGCAAUGGCGCCGAGUUGAAGCCGUCUUUUCAAGUGGAAAACGAGCAUAUACGUGGUUCCUUCCAUCUUCUAGCGCCUGACGCCGCUCGACCCUGCUGCGCCUCCGGCGGCAGCUAGCACUCGACAAGUGGAGAAUUGACCGUUUCUACCUCGUUCGCUUUCUGAGUUGAGCCGAUGGGUUAUUUCCUGCGGCACAAAGGAACAGGAAGUCAGCUGCUGUGAAGGAUGGAAAUGAGCAUUUUUCUUCAGAUCUACCUCAGGAUUCUGUAUGAAUGUUGAUUACAGUAUUUCAUUUCCUUUUUUUUCUACCUGUUGGUCUUUGUGGCCUCAUCUGUCCUAAACCAAAGCUCACCCAUAAUGAAUAUUUUAAAGACGUUUUCGUUGUAUUUAGUAGUGUUGGACCUGAGGGGGUGUUUUAUUGUCUACCUCAUUUGUUGUUAUUAUGUGACUACCUCCCCCAUCCCAUCAUUUUUACUUUGUGUGAAACCGCACGCCAUCGCCACAUCGUCUCACUUCUGUUGGAGUAGUUUUAAUUUCCUUAAUUGCUUAUCUUUUUUUGUACAUGUCGUGGAGGAAGGAAAACAAGUGCAUUAGAUACUGUCAAACUAUUUGGGUUGUUUGAGAUGUAGGAGAUUUUCAGUGCACUGAACUCAAAAGCUUUAAAAUGGCCUUAAAUACUGAAAGGGCGAUCCAAAGACAGGAAUAUUUGUACCCAAAGACUUUUUGAUAUGAGGAACCAAAAAUGUAAAGGAUGUACAUGACAAGGGUGCCAAAAAAUACUGUCCUGUGCCAUUGAUGUACAUUUCUCUCUUAAUGGUGGUUGGAAUGCUUUAUUCAGUGUAAACUUUCUUAAGUCUGGUGAAAGCUUCAGGGCAAGUCUGUGCGACUUGUGUACCGUUUGCCUUCAAGACCAUUGCUAAGCGCAGCGGUGACGCCGAUGCUAUUAUCCAAAGAGUUGUCUGCUUCCUCAAAUGGGUGUGGCUUUACAGUUGAUCCUUGGCAUGUUGAGGAAGACACUAUUGAUCUGGUGUGUCCUGUCAGUGAUGGAUGAUGUCACGUGUUUUUGUGCACACAUCAUCUAAUCACUGCUCCCCCACUGCCCUGGUUUUUGGUGUCCAGGUGUGACAAUGAAGGAUUCUGACUAUCAAAAAAGAAGCCCGAUGUGUGAACAGCAACAUAAUCAAUUUUUAUACCUUUAUUAUAGAAAUUAUCUAAACCAAAGAAGCUUUAGGUCUAAAAUUUAGCCAUUUUCUUUGGGUUCAUUUACACAAUUUGCAUUUAAAUGUGCUAUGAUUUCCGUUUGAUCAGUAGAAAGGCAAUUUAAACAGUUCUUUUUUCCACCAAUCUCUUAUCUGUGAGAGAUCAACAUUUUUAUUUAGCAUGUCGCAGUUUCUGUGUGGCAUUUCCCAAAGUUAAUAUCGCUGCUGUCAUGCUCAGAGUUUGUCUGUGUUAGAAACGACAACUUAGAUGCCUCAGAUCAUUUUUGCUGGCUUGACUUAUAGGUGCCAAAUGUAGCUUUAUAGUGUGUAGUCUUAACUGUCCUAAUUUAAAUCAUGUUUUCUUUGCUUUUCAUGCUUUUGAAUGCCAAAAUACACAAUUUAUUCCAAAGUGUGCACAAGACAAAUAAUGUUAUGGUUUGGAGUGUUGCAAAGGAAUUUUUGAUACUUUCAAGAUGAUCACAAAUGCUAUAAAAUAAAAUUG
Entelurus aequoreus (snake pipefish) is the source of this 5241-nucleotide messenger RNA. RefSeq names its product protogenin B-like. Gene Ontology annotation, cellular component: axon; plasma membrane. Bases 160 to 3657 code for a protein of 1165 amino acids. Gene Ontology annotation, molecular function: protein binding. The record is from RefSeq and is a predicted model, not a curated record. Gene Ontology annotation, biological process: cell-cell adhesion; axon guidance. The transcript has 19 exons. Lineage: Eukaryota; Metazoa; Chordata; Actinopteri; Syngnathiformes; Syngnathidae.